Linum trigynum is the source of this 3429-nucleotide messenger RNA. NCBI's taxonomy places the organism in Eukaryota, Viridiplantae, Streptophyta, Magnoliopsida, Malpighiales, Linaceae. The record is from the annotation of a GenBank genome assembly.
CUCAAGCAGGCUCCUAGAGCCUGGUAUGAGAAGCUGAGUAACUUCUUGAUUGAGAAGGGUUUUCAUCGUGGACAAGUUGACAAAACCUUGUUCAUUAAAACUGAAAAUAAAGACACCUUGCUUGUUCAAGUUUAUGUCGACGACAUAAUCUUUGGCUCUACGAGUCAAAAAUUAUGCUCUGAGUUCGAAAAUGAUAUGAAGAAUGCCUUUGAAAUGAGUCUUAUGGGGGAAUUAACAUACUUCCUUGGAUUACAAGUAAAACAAACCAGUCAGGGAAUCUUCAUCAGUCAGACAAAAUACUUACAGAACAUGUUAAAACGUUUUGAUCUCAACAAUCUAAAAGCAGCUUUGACCCCCAUGGGAUCUUCUGUUAAACUGACAUCUGAUGAAUCUGGAAAAUCAGUAGACUGUAAGAAAUUUCGUGGAAUGAUUGGCUCCCUGUUAUAUCUCACUGCAAGUAGGCCUGAUAUUAUGCAUAGUGUAUGUGUGUGUGCACGAUUUCAGGGCAAUCCAAAGGAGAGUCAUCUCUCUGCCAUUAAACGAAUUUUUCGUUAUCUAGUAGGGACUCCUUCUCUAGGUCUCUGGUACUCUAGCUCAUCCAGUUUAGAUCUGAUUAGCUACAGUGAUUCUGACUAUGCUGGACGUGUAGUUGAUAGGAAGAGCACCUCAGGUGCUUGUCAUUUCCUAGGUUCCUCUCUUGUGUCAUGGUUCAGUAAAAAGCAAAGCUCAGUAGCUUUAUCCACAGCUGAAGCAGAGUAUAUUGCUGCUGGCUUUUGCUGUACUCAAGUCUUGUGGAUGAAAUACCAACUUGAAGACUAUGGUCUUAAGCUGGGCUCUCUUCCUAUCUUGUGUGAUAACACCAGCGCAAUUAACAUGACUAAAAACCCGGUCCAACACUCUCGAACCAAGCAUAUAGAGGUUCGCUAUCAUUUUAUUCGAGACUUGGUCCAGGAAGGAAAAAUACACUUAGAAUUUGUGGGCACUGAUUCUCAAUGGGCUGACAUAUUCACCAAACCCCUGCCUAGUGAAAAAUUCUUACCUAUUAGACGCGAACUUGGCAUGUUUACUCUAGAGGAAAUAUUGGAAAUCUCUUAGGAUUUUGUGAUCUCUCAAUUUCCUUAAAUUCUUGGAAAGAGUGUCCAUUAAGUCACUGUCUCGGAUAAUCAGCAGUCAUCUACUGAAUAUCCAAUGGAUACUUGAGUCAAGAAUGAUUCACUUACCUUCCCCCAUUCUUGUCAAGCCUCUAUAAACUUAGCAGUUUCCUCAUCAUCCAACCCCACUCUCAAAACAAACACCCUCCCACGGAUCUCUCACAACUCACCAUGGCCUUCAACAAUGCCCAGCUCCGCCCUGUUGUGGUAUUCAAAAAUCAAGGCUUUCGCAACGCCAUAGUGCACUCAAGGUACCUUCGCUGCUUCCGUGAUCGUCCCAUCUACCCAUCUUUUACCACCUCUCCUUCAGCCUUUUCCAAAUACGACAUGGACAUUUCAUCCCUGGUUGCUGGACUAGGGUGGGAAUCAUUGACUGCAGAUCAAAGGUUUCUCCACUGUCCUGAAGCAGUAAGGCUCUUCUAUGUCAAUAUUCGUCGUGACAGUGGACCUGAGCCACAGUCCUUCACAACCAUGGUCUAUGACCAUGAAAUCACUGUCACUCCUGCCUUACUGGCAUCAGUUCUCUCUCUCCCUCACUCUGGGAUUCUUGCCAGCUACGAGAGUGAUUUUGUUGAACAUGGGUUCCACUUCCUUGCUGCUCUUGACCACGUAACACGUGACACUGGCAAGGCCUUCCCCACUCGACUCUCAGCUGGUCGUCUUCCUGACGAUCUAAAGGUCCUUCAUUUCUUCAUCACACGAUGCUUCCUUCCACGAGACGUUACUAGUGCUGGUCUUCUUCACUCUGACAAUCUCUGGAUUCUGAGCAAUGCUUGUGCUCGUCAACCUAUCAGUUAUGCAUCCUUGAUGUUCGCGCAUAUACUCAAAUUCGGUGGUGGUGGCUACAGUGGUGCUUUACCCUUUGGACCUCUCAUCACUCGUUACUUGCAUCGCCUAGGAAUAGAUCUCCGGGACAAGGUGGCAGUUUGCAACAUCCAUGAUGAUUUGCGUCCCAAUCAUGUUCUAGUUCGCCUUGAUGCCGACGUUGGCCGCCGUAAGCUCGUCUCUGGCUCAGGGGGAGACUCAGCUCACUGCCCCAUUUUCUCUCCUGCUGAUCCCAUCUCUGACAGUCUACUUCCAGCCCUAACUCAAGCUGCUGUCACAGCCAUAGAUGGUGAAGUCAAACGAAGAAAGGAAACUGGUAGUGGAAAAACUACCAGCCUGUUGGUAUGCAAAGAACGUUUGGAACUCAUGGACUUUGAUGAAGCAAGGCCUGCUCCAGACGACUUUGAUCCAAUUACUCCUGACUCAAGCUCUGAUGAUGAGAUAUCAGAUUAUGAGUCACCUCCUGGUUAUCCCUUCUAGAGAAUCGAUGGUGGUACUUAGGGGGAGUCACGAGUUAUGACUAGAGAAGUCCUGUAGUUCGUUCAGUCUGUGUUUGAAUGGUGUCAGUGUCAAGUUGAUUUUCCAGUUGUUUGAUUGUUGAUUUGAAUUUCGAAAUCUGUAUUUCUGUUGAACUGAUUAAUCAUGAAUAAAAACUUCCCUUGUCACUCUUGCCAGUACCUUGCAUAGAACAGACUGCACCAAUAGUUUGCUGAGUGUGUGCAGGAAAGAAACUAGUGCAGUAGAGAGAGCCAUUGACAAGCUUAGGGGGAGCAUGUUAAGGGAAGCUCGUCAAUAGGGAAAGAAUCAACAAAUCAAAUCAAGACAAAGAUGGAAAUUCUCAAAGAAGGAAACAUGGAGCCAAAUCACAGCAAUUCAAACCUCAAUCAGACAACGACUACUUUGAAGAAAGUAGACUAUAUAACCACGAGGUUGAGCAAUGGAGAAAGCAGAGUUUUUCGGCAAUUCAAAAGAACAGAGUGUUGAGUGAACAGUGGUGAACUUUUGAUAAGAAAACUCGGUCAGCUAAUCGGAGAGAAUAGCUUGUGAAUCUGAGUGAAUAAUCAGGGAGAUUAGAACUCAGUAUUGGUGUUAGGCUGAUUGGCAGGGUGCUGAUCAUCCUAAACUAUGCAAUUGUAAUCACGAUCAAGGAAACGAUCUAGUAGAUUCGUAGGAAUCCUCAAGAGGAGAGAUUCCUACCGUGGAUUAGUCUAUAUUGGGAUCCUUCUUCUCCCAAUAUCGGAUACCACGUAAAAAGUGUUGUGCUGUGUUCUUGUUCUCCUUUUCGAGCUUUGGUUUAUACUCUGCUUGUGUGUUUGGUCACUGUGUUCAGAAACAGGGGAGUCUUCGAAGCAGGGAGGUAAGCUUGAUCAAAGGAGAGGAGCAAACAGCAGGCCGAGCAAAUUUAUUUGGAGGCCAAGCCCAGUCUACUUGUGAAUAAACGAGUGGGCUUCAA